Acinonyx jubatus (cheetah) is the source of this 4814-nucleotide messenger RNA. RefSeq names its product zinc finger protein 496 (gene ZNF496). Lineage: Eukaryota; Metazoa; Chordata; Mammalia; Carnivora; Felidae. Gene Ontology annotation, molecular function: RNA polymerase II cis-regulatory region sequence-specific DNA binding; DNA-binding transcription factor activity, RNA polymerase II-specific. The transcript is spliced from 11 exons. The coding region runs from base 270 to 2357 and encodes 695 amino acids. Gene Ontology annotation, biological process: regulation of transcription by RNA polymerase II. The record is from RefSeq and is a predicted model, not a curated record.
GCGGAGACCUCCCCAGUCCUAGAGCGGAGCAGGAAGUGUCCCAGGGGAGGGAGCCGGAGGGCUCCGGCCUUUCCUUUCCUGCGCGUCCGGCGGGCUCCGCGGCGGCCAGGCUAGCGCGGCCCGCCAAAGGGGACGCGCCGUGGCGGCGCCUCCAUUUGCUGCACUAGUUCAGCCGCGUUUUCGUGCAUGAGCGGGAGACGGGGGCUCGACCAGCCAAGGAGAGAGUCCCUCGGCCUCAGGAAGGACGCCCGGGAGGCCGGGCUGGAAGGAUGAGGAGCUGCUGCCGGAGACUUCCGCAGCAGCAGGAGGGCUUGGAGUUAGACUCGGGGAAGGAGGUCCGGGCUGCGAGAUCCAGCACCGAUGGCUGGCCCUGGGCACCAGCAUGGCUGAUUUCUGGUCCCGGAUCCUCUUUGAAGGCUCCUCCCAGGCACCCCAGGCAUGUCUGUGUCUUUCCAGCUCCUUUUGUAAAGGUCUCAAGGGCAAGAACGGGGACUUUGGCUGCGAAGCCUCAAGAUAGCAGCCUAUUCACUUGUCCUGUCCAGGAGGACCUGGCCACGGAAGCCCUGUGUCCCCGAGUCUUGGCUCCGAAAGAAAGCGAGGAGCCCAGGAAAAUGAGGAGCCCACCAGGAGAGAACCCUAGCCCCCAGGGCGAGCUUCCCAGCCCCGAGUCCUCCCGCCGCCUCUUCCGCCGUUUUCGCUACCAGGAGGCGGCGGGCCCCCGGGAGGCCCUGCGCCGCCUCUGGGACCUGUGCCAGGGCUGGCUGAGGCCCGACAGACACACCAAGGAACAGAUCCUGGAGCGACUGGUGCUGGAGCAGUUCCUGGCCAUCCUGCCCCGUGAGAUCCAGGGCUGGGUGCGGGCCCAGGAGCCUGAGAGUGGUGAUCAGGCUGUGGCGGCCGUGGAGGCGCUGGAGCGGGAGCCUGGGCGGCCCUGGCAGUGGCUCAAGCACUGUGAAGACCCCGUGGUGAUUGAUGAUGGCGAAGGCCCUCCAGACCGAGAGCCGGAGCGGCUGCCGGCAGAAGCCCAGAGUGACCUUGCAAAGAGCCAGGACAGCCAGCCCACGGCCGUAGCACAGGGCCCUGGGCUCCCGAGCAGAACCCCGGGCCAGCCCGGUGGGGAUCCAGUUCUGCAAGAGCCUGCCCUUCUUCAGGAGGCAAGUCUGAGGGAUACACAGCAGGUAACCGCCCUGCAGCUGCCCCCGGUAUUCGUCUUUGAAUUUCUCUGCGUUCCUGUAAAGGCCCCAGUAAACAGGAGACAGAUUUUGAACCGGGUUUCUCCUUUCAAGGAUAUGAUUUUCUGCUUCUCCCAAGAGGACUGGUCCCUUCUAGACCCUGCGCAGACGGGCUUCUAUGGAGAGUUCAUCAUCGGGGAGGACUGUGGGGUCUCGCUGCCUCCAAGUGACCCGGGCACCCAGCUGCAUCUCUCCCAGGGAGAGGAGAACGAGCCCCGGGUUCCAGAGUUGCAGGACCUGCAAGGGAAGGACGUGCCCCAGGUUUCUUACUUGGACUUCCCAGGUCUCCAGCCAUUCCAGGUGGAAGAGAGAAGGAAACGGGAUGAGCUGCAGGUGCCCGAGUUCCAGACCUGCCAGCAGAUGGCACUCACCCAGAGCACCCGCCCAGCCGGAGGGGACGCGCUGACCCCCGAAAACGGCCUGGACGAGGAGGUGACCAUCGAGAUCGUCCUGUCCAGCUCUGGAGACGAGGACUCCCAGCUCAGCCCUUACUGCACUGAUGAGCCGCGGGGCCCCGCCGAGAAGCCGCGCAGCCUCCCCGCCUCCCACCGCAGCGGCGCAGAGCGCGGGGACGAGGUGCAGACGUCAUCCAAAAAGUCCUACAUCUGCCCCAACUGCGGGAAGAUCUUCCGCUGGAGGGUCAAUUUCAUCCGGCACCUGCGCAGCCGCAGGGAGCAGAAGCCGCACGAGUGCUCGGUGUGCGGGGAGCUGUUCAGCGACAGCGAGGACCUGGACGGGCACCUGGAGAGCCACGAGGCGCAGAAGCCCUACCGCUGCGGCGCCUGCGGGAAGAGCUUCCGCCUCAACUCGCACCUGCUGUCGCACAGGCGGAUACACCUGCCGACGGGUGGACUGGAGCCGGUGCCGAAGACCGAGCCGAACGCGGCGGGGGCCGUGGGCGGGGGCCCGGGCGGCCUGCUAGCCUUCCAGUGCUGCGACUGCGGGCGGGCGUUCCAGCGGCCGGAGCACCUGGCGCGGCACCGCAGCAGCGCGCACCUGCGGGGCACGGCGCAGCCCUUCCAGUGCCGCUACUGCGUCAAGAGCUUCUCUCAGAACUGCGACCUGCUUCGCCACCAGCGCCUGCACUUGAAGCGCCGCUCCAAGCAGGCCCUCAAUUCCUACUGAGGCGGCCCGGCCUGGCCCCUCCCGCGGUGCACCUGCCCGGGACAGAAGCUCCGUCCUCCCAUCCUUCGCUCUCAGGUAGAAAUGAGAUAGUGGCCGACUGAGCAUGCGCUCUGUCUCGGCCGUGCCAAAAAGCAGGGAGGGCGCGUCUCCACCAGCUGUGACUCUUCAUCUCUGCAGGUCCUAGAGAACCGUCCCUCCAGAGCUUCCCUGGCAGGGAGGGAUGGGACCACCCCCCGGGGUCUGGCCCUUGCCAGCCAGUGUCAAGUACACUCCCUUCCCCUGUACUGAGGUCUGGGGGUACCUGCACUGCUGUCCGGCGGCAAGAAGCUUGGGGUGUGCUGAUGGGCUGAGGGUGGCAAUAAGGCAGGGUGUGGCCUGUGGGCCUAUGACCACAGGGCCAAACACCAGGCCGCAUCCUGUCAUCAGAAGGCUGAGUCUCCAUCACUUCUUGGCCCAUAGAAACAACCCACUGCUAUCAGGCAGCCCUUUUCAGGCUCAAACCGUGCUGGGGGGCUUUAUAGCUCCUGCAGAAGGGAAACUCCUACCCUUUUAUUUGUGAUGGUGUCUGCUUAUUAGGGAACAGGAGCUUAUCUAAGGCAAAGCCCCAUUUUAAACUGUAGCACACCCACCCCUAAAUGCUGUUUCUUUGUACCCUUGAAGGGUCUUCAUAGGUGGUUUUGGGUGGACGUGCAGUCCAUCGAGUCCAGGAAGGGGGGGGUUCAGCCCCCAGUGAGGGUGUCCUGUUGUGUUUGUCUGGGUGAGCUGAGCCGGGAAACCAGAACCUCACGUGAAGUCAUGCUCAUGCUGUGCGUAUGUGACUUAGUGUGCUGGUUGGGGUCGUUUGCAAGGGCUCCUGCAGAAACCAGAUGCCUUAAACAACAAAGGCAUCAUCUUAGUUCUGAAGGCACAAGUCCAAGAUCAGGGUGGCCCCUCCCAGGGGAGGGUCUAUUUCAUGCGUCGUCUGUCACCUGCCCCCGCACCCCAGGGCUUGCUGGCAAUUGUUGGUACUGCAUGGCUUCCAGAAGCAUCACCCCAGCUCUGCUGUAUUCUCACAUGGUGCUCUGUGUGUGUGUCUGUCCCUUUCUGGAAGAAAUGCAUCCAUAUCUAAGGUCUGCCCGUCCUACUCCCGUAGACUCCCAUCUUAACUAAUUACACCUGCCGUGGCCUCAGUUCCAAAGAAGGUCACACUCCAGUGUGCCAGGGUUAGAGUUGUGGGGGUUGGGGACACAGUUCAGCCCACAAUACCACGUGGUCACGUAAUGCUCUCAUCCCCAAUCCACACAAGGACCAAUACAAACACUGUAGCUAGCUCUUCCUUCAACCAGAAGCACGAUUCAGACCCAAGCUGCUGCUUUCAGGGUGGGGUGUCCUCUGCACAAGAGCCUUCAAAGUUUGUAGCCUGGCAUUCUGGAUGGGGAGUGGAAUCUCAGGCAUGGAUGGCUGUGGUCUUAAUGCUUCUGGGAGAACUGACCAUGUCUACUAGGCCCAGUGACGAGAAGGCCUGGGGACUGGUGAGCAGCUGUGGCCAGUUGUAAAAGCCAGCAACCGGUCAGGUGUUCUGUAUUAUUUAUACACCUGCCAGUGUCUCCUUGUCAUUCACUUCAUUGUCCUGUCAAGACACCACUCCCCCAGACCCAGUGAGAGAGUGCCAAGGUCCUAUAGUUAAAUGAGGGCUGUGCCUGUGUAAUGACAGCUUCAUACCCAGGAACAGUAAGUGUCAUAAAACCAUUUGGUCCUACCCUCAGUAAUAAAUAAACUAUUGGGGCUCUUUGUUUCAGAAGAAUUUGCCUCUUGUAUCAAUCUGCCAGGAAACGGGGAAAAUAAACCCCCCAGAUCUUUUAAGGCUAAUAAGAAAGUGGAAAAUUCCAAAUAGAAGCCAGAUGCUGUGCACAUUUGUCUCGUCCAGCUGUGCUUUUGCCCAAAGGUCCAUUGGUGAGUGUAUUAACCCACCCACUUAAGACACGUCUACAAGGAGCAUUGCUUCACUUACCUGGUGUAUUUUAUGUGUGAAAUCUGAUUGUAAGUAAGGAACAAGUGGAAUGUAACAGAACUGAAACCUAAAGAGAGGCUGUGUGUUUCUUGAGUAUCAAUCAGACAUCAUGAGGCAGCCUCCGAUUCCCUGACCCAAAGCUGACCAAGGCGCCCAGCAAACCAGGAGUUGACAUUGCUCCUGGGAACCGUCAUGGGUGAUGUAGCUCAAAUCCCAGGUUCAUCUGUGCAGAAGAAGCCAGGGCUGCCUGCAUUGCGGAAAGCUGCAGGUAAUAGGAGGGCUGGCCCACUUGGUUCCUCCCUUCCUCUGUGGGCACUGGGCAGGCAGGUGAGGGGUCUCUACCUGGCCAUGGAGGUUCAGGAGUCGAGACUUCUCAUCUGAGAAGCAUCUGCUCUCUCUGUUCCUCUGAUCCCUUGGCAUUGUUCCCACAAACUGAACAGGUGCAUAAUAAAAACUCACUGAAUUAA